UGCCUAUUUUUCUAUUGCCUAUAUAUAUCAACGAGAUCUCAUGGCUUAUAUGCUUCCUUUAUUUGAUUAUUAAAAACUCGUAUUUAAUAAUUUGAAUGCAACUUUUAUUGUUCAAUUGAAGUCUUUUUAGAAAUGUGGCAGCUUUUUUCCUUCAAACGGUGAUGGAUUGAAGCAUGUGGGAUCCUACCACUAAUCUUUAUAUUUCUAUUGAAAUGACAAUGCCGGAGUGACCCUGUUUAAGCUCAUUCUCAUUUUAAAGAGCACACUCUAUCGUUAUUUGCCAGAGAUUUUAGAGCUUUUUCAUUACUAAUAUGAGGAAUUUAAACCUCUAGUAAAGUAAAAGCCAGCCAAUAUGAACAGGUUUUGGGAAAGAUCAGACAGAUUAAACACAGAUCAAGCUCAAACAGAAACAACUGAUAAAGAGGCGCCCUGGAAGGACUUGGGAACAUCAAUGAACUCAAUUUCAUUUGGUUUUGUCGCCACUGCAAUUUUGGUAUCUAUGUUCCUCAUAAUGGCAAUAUUUGAGUAUCUAAUCAGACCAAGGCAAUCAUUAGAGCAGCCUCAAAACGAAAGUCCAGAGUCAUUUGGGGAGAAUCAACAGCAGUCUCAAUUGCACUCAGUUGGAAAGCUUCUCAACUCCAAAUCUGAGGUUCUGGGUCCAACUCCUGAUUUUUCUGUACUGAUGCCAGGGCAGAGGUUUCCUACCUUUCUUGCUCAGCCUGCACCUCUUCUUCCUUGCCCGAGAGAAGGAAUUUACUGGCCUUCCCAUCACCAACAUACAUUUGAUUGUCCGUAGCCUCACAAGCCUUAUGUGGGAAUAUUCACUAUCAUUAUCAGAGUCAUUCAGUUGCACUAUAGAUUCUCGUGACAAUGUGAGAAGAAACUAUGUGAGAAAUACUUUUUCUUCUCGGAAAUAAUUACAAUGGGUGGCUUUUUUGGCUGGAAUGAUAAAUUUUUAUUUUUUAGUUUCAAAAUCUAUCUGCAAUGUAGUUUGACCGUCAGUUUUU
Molecule: messenger RNA, 1007 nt
Organism: Phalaenopsis equestris
Lineage: Eukaryota; Viridiplantae; Streptophyta; Magnoliopsida; Asparagales; Orchidaceae
Exons: 3
Coding region: 353-796 (147 amino acids)
Source: RefSeq, a predicted model, not a curated record